GACACCAUGUCGCAGUCAGCGUUGCUUCUGUUGAUUCUAGCAGCGACCGUGCGGUGCGCCCCAGGCGGUGCAGUGCAGCAGAAGAUGUCGGUACCACAGGGACGCAUAGUCAACGGCGAAGAAGCGGAACCAGGGGAAUUUCCUUUCAUGCUGUCGUUGCAGCAGGGUGAGGCUCACUGGUGCGGCGCCUCCAUCUUGAACGAGCAGUGGGGGAUCACCGCAGCCCACUGUCUCAAACAGGUCAACCCAUACGGGGUGCUGGCUGGUACCAUCCAACUGAAAGAAGGGGGCAUGAGACACAACGUGACAGAGAUAUACAUUCAUGCAGAUUAUAACGCCUCUGAUUCCUAUGUCAAUGAUAUAGGGGUAUUCAGGGUGACGCCAGAUUUUCAAUUUGAUGGCGAGAUAGUGGCGCCAAUACCGCUGCCAGAGCAGGGGGAACUGCUUCCAGAUGGCGUCAACAUCACUGUCAUGGGCUGGGGAGAUCUCUGGGCUGGAGGGCCGCAUCCAUAUUCCCUGCGAAAAGUGGACUUAACAACAGUCAACCAAGAGGAGUGCCAGGCGGUGUGGGCCACAGAGAACGACCCCAUCUACGAUACGCAGUUAUGCGUUGCUCGUUUUGAAGACAUAAACUACGACUCCUGCACCGGUGAUUCAGGCGGUCCGCUGGUCUACGAGGGAAAGCUUGUGGGGCUAGUGUCGUGGGGCUACAGGUGUGCCACCCCUCCCUACCCCUCGAUUAACACCCGAGUCUCCAGCUACGUCAACUGGAUCACCGAGACCACCAGUGGAUCAGUGGUGCCGAACUAGUACCGUUGUAAAUGUAUGUGAAUACAGUUUUCAAAUGCUGAUCAAAAUUACUGUUACUGCGAUAAGUUAUCAAUGUCAAUAUAUGUCUACAACUGAUAAUAAAAUUCUGU
This is a messenger RNA of Schistocerca nitens (vagrant locust), 920 nucleotides long. RefSeq names its product mite allergen Der f 3-like. The transcript has 7 exons. The record is from RefSeq and is a predicted model, not a curated record. Lineage: Eukaryota; Metazoa; Arthropoda; Insecta; Orthoptera; Acrididae. Gene Ontology annotation, biological process: proteolysis. The coding region runs from base 7 to 810 and encodes 267 amino acids. Gene Ontology annotation, molecular function: serine-type endopeptidase activity.